AUGUAUCUUAUCCCGCUUAUCCUAUCCAUCGCGUCAGCUCUCAUGCUCGUCAACGCUUCAUCCUCCUCCACGACCAUCACAGACGCCACCCCACCAUCCGGCACAAUCUCGUCGUCUCUCAGCCCUACUGAAACCCCGGUCGUCAUCUCGGAGUACGGAUACUGCACGAACAAGACCUACAUAUACUGCUCUCACCGCGACCUCACGGGAGACUACAAGAACGACCUCCCCCACGCCGUGGACGGAAUGGACCACUUCUGCCCGAGGCACAUGAUCGACCCCUACAAAUAUUACCGAACAAUGAUUGGCCGCACCCAGAUCUACGUCUGCAAUUACGGCGACAGCCUGAUGCCUUGUUCGUCCGCCGAGUACUGGGCCGCGAAUGCGCUUCUGGACGACAAGUGUGGGGAGGGAAAAGGAGGGUGGAUGUAUAGGAAGACCGAGGACCGCACCUGGUCUGUCGGAAGAGAUCCGAGUCUGAACGAGCAGGACUUUUUAUCCGAAUGUGGGAUGUGGUAG
Molecule: messenger RNA, 519 nt
Organism: Diaporthe citri
Lineage: Eukaryota; Fungi; Ascomycota; Sordariomycetes; Diaporthales; Diaporthaceae
Exons: 1
Coding region: 1-519 (172 amino acids)
Source: RefSeq, a predicted model, not a curated record